Sardina pilchardus (European sardine) is the source of this 2784-nucleotide messenger RNA. RefSeq names its product cadherin 4, type 1, R-cadherin (retinal) (gene cdh4). Lineage: Eukaryota; Metazoa; Chordata; Actinopteri; Clupeiformes; Clupeidae. Gene Ontology annotation, molecular function: cadherin binding; calcium ion binding. Gene Ontology annotation, biological process: multicellular organism development; calcium-dependent cell-cell adhesion; homophilic cell-cell adhesion. The record is from RefSeq and is a predicted model, not a curated record. The transcript has 17 exons. Bases 1 to 2784 code for a protein of 927 amino acids. Gene Ontology annotation, cellular component: catenin complex; plasma membrane; adherens junction.
AUGAAAAUUGACUUCGCUCUCAUACUGGCGUGCACCUUACUUGUGGGCACAUCUUGGGGGAGGGGUGGAGGCGGAGGAGGAGGCGGAGGCGUGGUGCCGGAUGGUCCGUGCAGGCCGGGCUUCUCCGAGAGCUUCUACACGGUCUUCAUCCCGCGGGAGCUGCUGCACGGCCAGAGCCAGAGCAUCCUCAGAGAUACCCUGUUGGCAGCAGACCGCGUGAAGUUUGAAGGUUGCCAUGGCGUCGACUUACUCGGCUUCGAGAGCAGCGACCCAAACUACAGCGUGCUGCCCGACGGUUCCGUGUACGCGGAGAAAGACGUGUCCAACCUGUCGGAGCCCGUCCAGUUCAUGGUGACGGCGCGCGGCCGCGGGCGGAGCCUGGAGGCGCACAUCUGGGAGACGACGGUCAAGCUGGCCCUGGCAGGACACCCGUCUCAGGUGGGAGAGGGCGGAGCCUAUCCACGGCACCACCUGCUGCCGCGGGUCAUCUCGUUUCCACGGCGACGCAACUCUCCGCUCUCACUGCGUCGGCAGAAGAGAGACUGGGUCAUCCCGCCCAUCAACGUGCCGGAGAACUCCAGAGGACCCUUUCCGCAGAUGCUUGUCAGGAUUCGCUCUGAUAAAGACCGAGACACCCAGAUCCGCUACAGCAUCACAGGGGCGGGCGCUGACCAGCCCCCCACCGACGUGUACAACAUCGACCCGGUGGCCGGGAAGAUGUACGUCACCAGGCCCCUGGACCGCGAGGAGAGGGCCUCCUACCAUGUGAAAGCCCAUGCGGUGGACAUGAACGGGAUCCAGGUGGAGAGCCCCAUUGACCUGUACAUCUAUGUGAUCGACAUGAACGACAACAGACCGGAGUUCCAGAACCAGGUGUACAACGGCUCCGUGGCCGAGGGCAGCAAGCCAGGUACUCCUGUCAUGCGGGUGACCGCCCACGAUGCGGACGACGACACCACGACCAACGGCAUCAUCCAGUACCGCAUCCUGUCGGAGACGCCGCACAGCGCCGCUCACAUGUUCACCAUCAACGGGGACACGGGAGACAUCGUCACCGUGGCAGCCGGGCUGGACAGGGAGAGAGUGCCCCAGUACAUGCUCAUCGUCCAGGCCACGGACAUGGAGGGCAGCCAGACCAUCGGCCUGUCCAACACGGCCACCGCCCUGAUCACCGUGAGGGACAUCAACGACAACCCGCCGGAGAUGACCGCCCGCACGUUCUCGGGCGAGGUCCAGGAGAACGUUGUGGACGUGGUGGUGGUGAACAUCUCGGUGACGGAUCGCGACCAGCCGGAAACCCCAAACUGGAGAGCGGUCUAUAAGAUAGUUCAUGGGGACCCCCAGGGCCACUUCGCCAUCAACACAAACCACGUCAACAACGACGGCAUGGUGACAGUCGUUAAGCCGGUGGACUUUGAGAACAACCGCUCGUUCAUGCUGACCGUGGUGGUGCACAACCCGGUGGACCUGGCCAAGGGCAUCCAGUCGUCGCCCGAGUCCACCGCCGGCGUCAGCAUCUCGGUGCGCGACGUCAACGAGGCGCCCUACUUCCCCUCCAACCCCAGACCCAUCCGCUUCGAGGAGGGCGUCCCCGCCGGCACCAUCAUCCUCGUCUUCGCCGCGCAAGAUCCCGACAUGCUCACCCGCCAGAGGGUCAGGUACUCCAAGCUGUCCGACCCGGCCAACUGGCUGCGGAUCAACACCUCAAAUGGGGAGAUCACCACGCUGACCACCCUGGACAGAGAGUCCCCUUACAUGAAGAACAACGUCUACGAAGCCACCUUCCUCGCCGCCGAUGAUGGCCGGCCCUCGGCCACAGGCACAGGCACGCUGCACAUCUCGCUGAUCGACAUCAACGACAACUUCCCCGUGCUGCAGCCCAGGGAAGCGCAGGUGUGCGAGCGCUCGCGCUACGGCUCCCGGGUCAACCUGACCGCCUCGGACCCGGACGCUGACCAGAACGCCGGGCCCUUCACCUUCGAGCUGCCCCACUACCCUCCCUCUGUGCGACGGAACUGGACCAUCACACCGUUCAAUGGUAACUACGUGCAGCUGCGUCUGAAGCUGCACUACCUGCAGGCGGGCGUGUACAACGUGCCGGUGUUGGUGACCGACUCGGGCAACCCGCCCAUGUCCAACAGCUCGGUGCUGAGGGUCAAGGUGUGCCCGUGCGACGUCGACGGCUACUGCACGGCCGUGGGCGCGGUGGCGGCCGCUGGACUGGGCACCGGAGCCAUCAUCGCCAUCCUCAUCUGCAUCAUCAUACUGCUGAGCAUGGUGCUGCUCUUUGUGGUGUGGAUGAAGAGGCGGGAGAAGGAGAGGCAGACGAAGCCGCUCCUCAUCGACCCAGAGGACGACGUGAGGGACAACAUCCUGAAAUACGACGAGGAGGGGGGAGGAGAGGAGGACCAGGACUAUGACCUGAGCCAGCUGCAGCAGCCUGAGUCUCUUGACCACAUCAUGGCCAAGCCGGUCGGGGUGCGGAGAGUGGACGAGAGGCCGGUAAUCGCCGAGUCCCAGUACCCGGCCCGCUCCGCCCUACCCCACCCCGGGGACAUCGGAGACUUCAUCAACGACGGCCUGCGGGCAGCAGAUAACGACCCCACGGCCCCUCCGUACGACUCGCUGCUGGUGUUCGACUACGAGGGCAGCGGCUCCACGGCCGGCUCGGUCAGCUCGCUGGACACGUCCAGCUCCGGCGACCAGGACUACGACUACCUCAACGACUGGGGGCCGCGCUUCAAGAAGCUGGCCGACCUCUACGCUGGCGGGGAGGAGGACUGA